AUGUCACAAGAGUCGGACAAUAAUAAACGAUUGGUGGCCUUAGUGCCCAUGCCCACUGACCCUCCGUUCAACACCCGAAGAGCUUACACGAGUGAGGAUGAAGCCUGGAAGUCAUAUUUGGAGAAUCCCCUGACGGCGGCCACCAAGGCGAUGAUGAGCAUUAAUGGCGAUGAGGACAGCGCUGCCGCCCUCGGCCUGCUGUAUGACUACUACAAGGUUCCUCGAGACAAGAGGCUGCUGUCUGUGAGCAAAGCAAGUGACAACCAAGAAGAUCAGGACAAAAGAAACUGCCUUGGCACCAGCGAAGCCCAGAGCAACUUGAGUGGAGGAGAAAACCGCGUCCAGGUGCUAAAGACUGUGCCUGUGAACCUUUCCCUAAACCAAGACCACCUGGAGAAUUCCAAACGGGAGCAGUACAGCGCCAGCGUCCCCGAGAGCCCUGCCAUCAUCCCCGUGUCGGGAAUCACGGUGGUGAAAGCCGAGGAUUUCACCCCGGUCUUCAUGGCCCCGCCCGUGCACUACCCCCGGGGGGACGGGGAGGAGCAGCGUGUGGUCAUCUUUGAACAGACUCAGUACGGGGCGCCCUCCAUGGCCAGCCACGGCACCUACCUCAAGGAUGACCAGCGCAGCACCCCGGACAGCACUUACAGCGAGAGCUUCAAGGACGGGACCUCGGAGAAAUUUCGAAGUGCUUCAGUUGGAGCUGAGGAAUACAUGUAUGACCAGACAUCAAGCGGCACGUUUCAGUACACCCUGGAGGCCACCAAGUCUCUCCGCCAGAAGCAGGGGGAGGGCCCCAUGACCUACCUCAACAAGGGGCAGUUCUACGCCAUCACGCUCAGUGAGACUGGCGACAACAAAUGCUUCCGACACCCCAUCAGCAAAGUCAGGAGCGUGGUGAUGGUGGUCUUCAGUGAAGACAAGAACCGAGACGAGCAGCUGAAAUACUGGAAAUACUGGCACUCUCGGCAGCACACGGCGAAGCAGAGGGUCCUUGACAUCGCGGAUUACAAGGAGAGCUUUAAUACGAUCGGGAACAUUGAAGAGAUCGCGUACAAUGCGGUUUCCUUCACCUGGGACGUGAAUGAGGAGGCCAAGAUCUUCAUCACUGUGAAUUGCCUGAGUACAGAUUUCUCAUCCCAAAAAGGGGUGAAAGGACUUCCUUUGAUGAUUCAGAUUGAUACAUACAGUUAUAAUAAUCGUAGUAAUAAACCCAUUCAUAGAGCUUAUUGCCAGAUCAAGGUCUUCUGCGACAAAGGAGCAGAAAGAAAAAUCCGAGAUGAAGAGAGGAAGCAGAACAGGAAGAAGGGGAAAGGCCAGGCCUCCCAAACCCAGUGCAACAAUUCCUCUGAUGGAAAGUUGGCAGCCAUACCUUUACAAAAGAAGAGUGACAUCACCUACUUCAAAACUAUGCCUGAUCUACACUCACAGCCGGUCCUCUUCAUCCCCGAUGUUCACUUUGCAAACCUGCAGAGGACAGGACAGGUGUAUUAUAACACGGAUGAUGAGCGAGAAGGCAGCAGUGUCCUUGUUAAACGGAUGUUCAGGCCCAUGGAAGAGGACUUUGGCCCAACACCUUCCAAGCAGAUAAAGGAAGAAGGGAUGAAGCGAGUGCUUUUGUACGUGAGGAAGGAGACGGACGACGUGUUCGAUGCCUUGAUGUUGAAAUCUCCCACCGUGAAGGGCCUCAUGGAAGCGAUAUCUGAGAAAUAUGGGCUGCCCGUAGAGAAGAUAACGAAGCUUUACAAGAAAAGCAAAAAAGGCAUCCUGGUAAACAUGGACGACAACAUUAUUGAGCACUACUCCAAUGAGGACACCUUCAUCCUCAACAUGGAGAGCAUGGUGGAAGGUUUCAAGAUUACACUCAUGGAGAUCUGA
Pipistrellus nathusii (Nathusius's pipistrelle) is the source of this 1878-nucleotide messenger RNA. Lineage: Eukaryota; Metazoa; Chordata; Mammalia; Chiroptera; Vespertilionidae. The record is from the annotation of a GenBank genome assembly.